CUGUUGUCAGUGUAUAAAGUUUUACAAAGUUAUUGAUUCCUUAAAAGCUGAAAGGCAUAAACAUCGCCUUAACAUGAAUUUAAAAGUUAAUUCUAAAAUAAGUAAAGACUUGUGGUGGGAAAAUGCAUAACAUUCUGUCCUGUAGAGGCUUGUCCUCUGUACCCUUUUCAUCCUCUCGGAUCCAAAAAAGGAGCUGUCUUUGCAGCAGUGAAAUUUCCAGUACUUGCCCUGACUGAAAUUCAGAACUGUGUUAGGUGCGUGGGCUGCUUGUGAAGUUAAUGGAGAUAAGUAGGACUUCAAAAGAGGAGCAGCCGGCAGCCUGCAAACUGAGCACUUACUGUACCACUAGUCACUGAGGAUACUCAAAAAUCAGGAAUGGAUCUUUCCUGUUCUACCCGGUGGUGGUUUAAUGUAAAAUGUAGGAAGAGCAGUGGACUUGAGUCUCUGCCUGCUUCUGAAGUGAGCGUGCUGGCUGCUUUGCUUCUGGACCCAUAGAUCCUGGAUUACUUGCUAGUGUUACGCAUGGCUUCAGGAUUUAAAGGACAGAAGGGACGAUACGUGAUAGAAUGGAUGAACAGCCACAAGGCAUGCAGGGGCCUGCUGCUCCACCGUUUCAACCACAGAAAGCUUUGCGACCUGACAUGGGCUAUAAUACACUUGCCAAUUUCCGAAUAGAGAAGAAGAUUGGCCGAGGGCAGUUCAGUGAAGUUUACAGAGCAACCUGCCUAUUGGAUGGGGUACCAGUAGCACUGAAGAAGGUUCAGAUAUUUGAUUUAAUGGAUGCCAAAGCCCGUGCUGACUGCAUCAAAGAAAUAGAUCUUCUUAAGCAACUGAAUCAUCCAAAUGUAAUUAAAUAUUACGCCUCAUUCAUUGAAGACAAUGAACUGAACAUAGUGUUGGAAUUGGCUGAUGCUGGGGAUCUCUCUAGAAUGAUAAAGCAUUUUAAGAAACAGAAGAGGUUGAUUCCUGAAAGAACAGUUUGGAAGUACUUUGUUCAGCUUUGCAGUGCCUUGGAACAUAUGCAUUCUCGUCGUGUUAUGCACCGAGAUAUAAAGCCAGCUAAUGUGUUCAUUACAGCAACAGGGGUAGUAAAGCUUGGAGACCUUGGACUUGGUCGAUUUUUCAGCUCCAAAACCACAGCUGCACAUUCUUUAGUUGGUACACCUUAUUAUAUGUCUCCAGAGAGAAUACAUGAAAAUGGUUACAACUUCAAGUCUGACAUCUGGUCUCUAGGCUGUCUGCUGUAUGAGAUGGCUGCUCUGCAGAGUCCCUUUUAUGGUGAUAAAAUGAACUUGUACUCCCUGUGCAAGAAGAUAGAACAGUGUGACUACCCACCUCUCCCUUCAGAUCACUACUCAGAGGAACUGCGACAGUUAGUUAAUAUGUGCAUCAACCCGGAUCCAGAGAAGCGACCAGACAUAACCUAUGUCUAUGAUGUAGCGAAACGUAUGCAUGCACACACUGCGAGCAGCUAAACAGACAUCAGAUCCUGAAGAAUAAAGCGGAGAUAACCAAGUGUUUUAAGUAAAUCAGCCCACCUCUUUGUUUAUAUGUUACUGAAAUGUAAUUAUUUGAAGCUUACUGUUGUGCUUUGAAUUGUAAACCGAUUUAUAUACAAGCUUUGUUGUAUUAUGUUGAUUUCUGUUUUUUGUAUUUUUACUAACUUGCAGUUCUACAACAGGUUUAAAUAUGUAAAGCAUAACAUUGAAAGAUACCAGGAACCACUGUUUUCCAUGCUAAGUGGGUUCAAGUAUAUUUUCUUUAAUAACAAAUUUAUAUUCAGUUGGGCCUCAGUUCUAAAACACAGUUGCACUUUUGCACACGAUACAGAUAUUAGGCUUGUUAUCCAGAAGCAAAAUGUCUGAAUCUCUCACCUUUGUACUAAUUUAUGGAAAGUAUGAAUCAUCACAGUUAACUUUAUUUUAAUCUUUGUUCUGAGAGGGACAUAAUUAUUAUAGAAGGUUAUUGUAUUUUCUUUUUAAUUGUAGUUUGCAGUUCUUACCGUAAGAGUAGACAGGUGAUUGGAUUAGUACUCUGCUUGCCAAAUGUGAUGGGAAAAUAGUUUCAGGAAAAAUUAUCAUGCUGAAAUUUUUGUAACAUCCCUUUUUCUUUUGCUGUUCUGUCAUAAUACAAAUUAAACAUUUGUUGGAGGUUUUCUGGGAAAAUUUGAGGUGUUGAUUCUGCAGUCUGAUCGUUUCCAAUAGACUUGUGCAGCACUGCCCUGGGGCAAUAGGACUCUGCAUAGUUAAGCCUUAAAACCAUGCAGAUUCUUCUUGUAGCAAAUGGGAGUCUUUUGAGGCUAGUGUUUAUGAGACUGAUUAAAAAAAGUGAUCUUUAAGUCACAGCUUCCCAGUUGUUUACAUCACUGUAGAUUUUUGUGUUUAAAAUUAUUUGAAUCACAGUAUGCUUAAAUUUUAAAUUUUUUUUAAAUCCAGAAACCCUUCUUUAAAUGUGCAGUAGUACAGUAUAAUACAAAAUGUAUUCUUCCUGAAUAUUUGGUUUUGUAUACUUAUAUCCUGAGAAUUAGUUUUAUAUUUAGCAAAAGUAAAUAUUAGCUUUUAUGUUUAAAAGAGAGUUGCCACGCCUUCAUUUGGGAAAUAUAUAUAUUUGCAAAAUGUUUUUACAAAUACCUUUAUUAGUUAAAAGAAAAUUCAGAAUAUUCUUGUUAGACCUUAAUACCUUUUUGGGUAUGCUUAAAUAAUAUUUUUAUUGUGAAGGAAGGAAGAUGUCUUGUUUUUAAAUGUGGUAAAAAUGGAGAAUGAACUGAAAUGUCUUGUUUCAAGACUGCACUUUGUAUGCAGAACUGUCAAAACAUAAUUAUACUGGUGGUAUUGGUAUACGGACACUAUUACAGUCAGUUAAUCUUUUUUUUCCUCAUGUGGGUAAAAGAAGUUAGGUUAAAUAAAAGCAAUGGUAUGUACGUACACAUUCACAUAUAAGUUCUAGAGGCAGUCUGUUCUCUGCAACUGCGCAGAAUUUUUUUUUUUUGUUUCUAUGUGCAGCUUUAAUUUUUGAUUCAUAUAAUACUGAAGAAUAAAAAUCCAGCUGUAUGGUUUGUUGCAUGAAAUCUUCAAGCUUAUACUAGGAGUUUUUCUGGUUUUGUAUUUUUUAAAACUACAGAUACUAUGGAAAUUGUUUGGCAAAACACAAGAAUUUUUCAAUAGUAUGGGGCAGAUCAGAGCUUAUCUUAAUUCCAGGUUUUGUAGGACAAAUCCUUAGUUUUCCUUCUAGCUUCUGUAGGACUUCAGUGGAAAAAUUUGUAGGGAGGAAGUGUUAGAGGAACCUUGGUUUGUGAAUAGCAGCCUCUAGAUUUUUCAUGUAUUAUCUGAUUGUUGAAUUUUAAAAAUGAUGGUUAUGUUCUGUAACAAUAGUUCACAUGUCAUAGAAUGUAAUGGUUUGUAUUGGAAAAGGCAGCACAAUACUUGCUUUACUGCCAGGAUUAGCUCUUAAUAUGCACAAGUACUCAAACCAUUAUUUUUUUUCCUGAAAUGUACUAGAACAUUAAAAAAAUCACUGAAAACCCCAAUGCAGUCAGGCUAUUUGCAUGUAAUAUUAUGCAUCAAGUAUUGACCUUUUCCUGGAAGAAACCAAUAAUAGAUAUUUCCCCCCCCAACACUUUCUGUCUAGAAGGACACAUUGGCUAAACAAAUCAUGCGUUAAGAGUCAGCAAAUGUGGGUACUUAAGCAUUUAAACUGUUAUUGGUUUUAAUAUUUAUUUUAAGCUAUAGUAUUACAUGUUUAUUUUCUUUAAAGUGAUCAUGUUACGUUUCUAACCAAAAUGUCUGACUAGCUCCUCCUUUAAUCUCAGUAAUGCUACAGUAUUAACUUGCUUCAUGAGUGAAAUUUGUGCUUUGAAUUACAUUGUGUAAAGUCUUUGUCCUGCCUUGAAAGCUCCCCUGCUAUGCAGUAGUCUAAUCGAAAUAAACCAUACAGAUACUAAAUAGAAUGUAAAAAUUGAUAGUGUUUCUAUUGAUAUUUUUCAGACUUUUUUUUGUUACAUAUGUACUAUAUAUAUGUUACAGUAGAUAUUACCUAUCUUGUCAACAAUUACUGCUUCCAGUAGUUGAUUAUAGGUGAGUUUUUCUUGGACUGUAACAAAAGAAAGUACAUUAAAAAAUCUUUUUGUAUUAUUUGUCAAAAAAAUCUAAAAAUACUACAUUGGAUAUAGUCAAAAUAAACCUAAAUUUAAUCUAAAUUAUAAUUUAAUUUUUAAUUUAAUUUUUAAUCUAAAAUGUAAACACAAAUUAUUUUCAAACCAUAUGAAGAUAUCUGAAAAGCGUAAAAACAACGAUGAACUGGCAUUAUGGUCCCAGUGCUGUGAGCUCCUGUUUAUACACAGGCUGGUUUGUAUGUAAUUUUGAGUGAACUUCGUUUAUACGCAGGAAUAAAAAGUAAUCAUUAGCAUAUCUGGAAAUGGCACGCUCACUUCUUACGCUUUUUGUUUGUUACUGGUUUGGUAACAGGGAAUAAUGUGCUUUCCUCCCCCCUUCUGUUGCACUCUAAUGAUCCAGUUACCAACUGUACGAGCAGGCAGUAGGAGUAUGUUGUCUUUUUGUAAUGAGCGGAAACUUUAAAAACAUGCCAAUGUACUGGAAGAUGAAAUACAGUAUUAGAAGUAUCAGAGAAGGCUGGUGUUUGUUCACGCUCACGAUUAAGAAAGCCAUAGAGUAUAAUUCUUGACAGAGGCUUAGAAAUGGAGGAGGACUACUUAUGCCAGUGGUUUUCGGAUAUCUCUGAAUGGGACCCAAAAUCGCAGUACGUUUGUUUUCAACAAUCUGUCCACUUAAUCUCUGUCUUUGCUGUUACAUCGCAAGAUGAGAAUCUUAAAUGAUGAAUUUGAAUGCUGGUAGUGAAUACUGCAUCAGGUAUUUGAGCUUCUAGGAACAGGAGGUUGAUCCGAAGGCCUUCAAAUGUUGCUUUGUGGAGAGUUAAUUUAAUCUUGGAAGUAAAGAUUCUGGUUAGCAGCAUUCACUGCUUUCAUCAUUUUUAACACUUUAACAGUCGAAAGUUUUUUCAGCUCUGACAUAGCCCCUCCCCCCGUCAUCUAGCCAGUGGCAGUGCUAGUCUUCUGGAUUUCUGAUCCCUAGUUUGGUCUGAGUGAACAACUAAACCUUCCUGGCAAGACAUCCCAAGGAGGGAAGUGCAGGGUGCUGUGUAUGCCUGGUAAGGUGUUACUUAUGUUUCUGAACGUGACUGAAAAACAGAUUUUUUAAAGUUCCUUAUCAAACUUCUGUUCCCUUCCUGAACACUUUGUUCUUCAGUUGAUGCUUUUAAAAAAUGGUUUCCCUUUCAAUUCACUUCUGAAAUCCUAUGAUUUCUGUUUUCCACUGCUUCUGCUCCAUCUACCCUGUCGUCUGCUCUACCCUCUUCGUUACUUGAAGCACUCUGUGUCUAGUUUUCCUAGUGGCCAUUAGUUUGCUUGUGAUUUUGCUAAACUCAACCCAUUUCUGUCUUAUCAAAUUUUAUCCCCUACCAUGGUCAAGCCCUACAUUUUUUUUUUUUUACUGAUAAGUACUUAACUCUGUUGUUCUUCAUUCUAUUUUCCAGCCUGAUGCGUUUGAUUUCUAGUUUUAGACUGAUUUUCUCACUGCCUCAAUCAUUCCUGUGACCUUGUCUUUACUAAAUACUGUUCACUUUAUUAUCUCUCAUUUCUAAAUUCCCUUUCUCUGAUCACUACCUUGCUCUCUUUCAGCUCAUCUGUCUUUCUCUCUCCUCUACCCUGUCACUCACUCCUUUUGGGAUCUCCCAUCUAUUAACCUUUCUGACUCCUUCCUUCAUUGGCCUCACUUCCUUUGACUCACUGGUCUUUAUUUUCAUCUCUGUCUAUUUCUCUUAUAAAUGGUUUCUUUGGUUGCUUCUCCACUACCCUGCCUCCAUUCCUCUCUCUAGACAUUUCUUUUGUGUUUUCUUAAUUUCCGUUCCUGCCUUUCCAAAUAUCUAUGAACACUAUGUCAGCACAACACAGCUUUGGACCCAGCUCUGCCUUAUCUCUUUUCAUUCUCCUUCCAAAUGGACUUUUUAACAACUUUUAUCCCACCUUCUUUUCCUGUUGCACUUGCUUGCAGAUGUGCCGUUCAUUUUUAAUUCUGUUCAUUCUUGUUACAAAAUGUGUCUUCAGAACCAAUUCUGAUUUUUGCAUGAUGAGAUCCUUUUCAAAAUGUUCUACUUCUCAGAAACUGUUUCUAAACUGGACAUUUCUGCCUCUUAACAGACAGGAGUUUGCCCCUUUUAUUCUGUUUCUUUUAUGUUUCUCUCCUUUCAUUGAAUGACUUCUUCCUCUUUAAAUCCUCCUCUCAUUUCCUUCAUUAGCAACCAAGUUUCUCUUUCCUCUGUCUUGAAGGGGUUGGCACCCAUGAUCCUAACUGGUUCUCUUUUUUAAAACUUUGCUCCUUAUUUCCUGUUUGUCAUCCCCUAAUUUCGUGUACUUGAGUAUCCUCACUCCAGUUUGUUUUCAAAUUUUUAGUUUUUCACUUUUAAUUGAAUGUGCAACCCCCCCCCCCCCAGUGCUUCCUCCCUCCGUGUGGUACUCGCAGAGUUCUAUCUCCAGAUGAUUCCCUGAGUUAUCCAGCCACGGUCUCAGACCUGUUCAGAUUCAAAGAUCCUAUUUUUAUUCCUAACUGCUCUAGACCAUUUUCUAACAUCCCUGACAUUUUACUUGCCUGCUUUCCAGGGCUGCAACCUUUCUGUCUCUGACACUUCUUCCAUGUUUGGGUAUCAAAUGUCUCAACGUUGUUAGUAUCAAAUUCCAGCCCUCUUCACUAUCUGUGUUCUUUCUUAUCUUUUAUCUUCACUGUUUUAACCUCUGUGUCAUUUUGACUUCUUUUCUCCCUUCAAAGUAUCAAAAUUGACAAGACUAAACUACUGUCUUUGGGCUUUAGCUGUUUCAUGUGCUGAAAAAGAAACUCCACCAAAUUACUACUUUUUUUUUUUUGUUUUUAAGACACUUGAGUCCCACAGAUUUGGUCUUAUUUCAGGACUAUAGUGCUGGAGUAGAUUCUAUUCUUCCAAGUACUUCCAGAAGUCCUUGAAUAUGGGUCCUUGAUUUAGUUUUCUACUGCUUCAGAAGUUUUUGCUCUUCAUUUCUUUGUAUUUACUGUAUAUAACUUUGUCUUACCUUGUUUCUGCACUCACAGCUAGCAGUUGUUUUCUUGUUAUAGCAACUUGAUUUCAGUGCUUUUACCAUUGCUUGAAAUAAGAAUGUACUUAAGAGCUUCACUGGCUGGAACCAGAGUGUUGUGCACUUUGUUACUGUCCCACCCCUUAAACUGGCGUCUUUUCUUUAUUGCCCUCUGUAUGUUGUUUAUCUGAAGAUACGCUAUAUUACACUGUGGAGUAGUGUAGAUACAGUUGAGCGAGUAGUGUAGAUACAGUUGAGCCACCUGCAAACAAGGUAGCUAGUACACUUGCAGCUAUACUGCAAAUUCUUAUCAGCAGCCAGUUUUUUGUCCUAUAGGUCUAGAACUGUGCUCUGCUGUACUACUUCUCUAUCCGUGCUCCCCUAAUGUAAAGCCAAAUCAGAUCUGCCUGCGUGGUGGACUGCAUGUGUUUUUGUGUAGGUGCACUAUUUGACUUCCCAAUUCUAGCAGUCUUUCAGAUUUGGAAGACGUAUGUUUGCAGAGAUUCUCUGUUGGUCAAGUUGUCUGACUUUUUGGACUGCUCUUAAUUAUCUUUACAUAUAUAUUGAGGUUGAGAAGCAAAAUUCUCCAUAAACAAAGAAGUUUGGGACUGUAAGAUGUAGAGGUGAAUGUCAGAUUCAGUUUGUGUGUGAGUAUAUGCACAUUUAAUCACUGUUUAUUUGCACCAGAAUAAUUCUUUUCCCUUAGAGGAUCAGCUGCUUGUUAGCACAAAACAAAGACUUUUAUAGUAUUUUUCAGGAUUUAUAUUUAUUUUUUGUUGCCAAUUUGUAUCUUGUCAUACCAUUAGUUAGUUUGUUGUUGUACAAUUGCCUUAAUGAUUAGUAGAGGCCUUAUACCUUUUGUCUAAUUGAAAUUUUCUGUUCGUAUGGAAAUAAGUUAAGAAAUUAGUUGCAUUGAGUCUUUCCUAAUAGUUCUGCUUGCUUUGCAUUUAAAUCCUAGCCACAGAAAGAGGUCUUGAACUGGACAGAAACAGUCCCCAAGAUAGAGUAGAGAUGUUUGGGGUUCCCUGCUUCCUCUCCACCCCCUAGCUCUUCAUUAUCUGGCUUCUCUGGUGCACUUGCUGGGAGCAUGGCACUGCCAGUGUAUUGAGGGCUAAUAGAAGCUUGGAAACUAAAGUGUUUGUUACCUUGCUUGUCUUCCUGUGGUGUCCUUUCUCAGUGUGAAUAGGAAAUCUCCCUUUUAAAAACGUCUAGGAAGAUCUUUGGUAUUGUUAUACAUUCAUUUAUUGCUCUUUCCACAUUUGGCAUUAAAAAUGUGUGUUUGCUGUUACAAAGAGAAUUUUAAAUCAUGCAAAGGCUUUUAGUUUGCCUUUUAAUGUGGUGUUGGUACUCUUCUGUACACUUCAUUUGCUUUGAUUUCAGUGAUGCUGGACAGUUGAUUGUUAAAGAUGAAUAUUGCAUUUUCGGGUAAGAUUUUGUUGGGAGAGGGGAAGAAGGGAAGCCUUCAUUGAUUUGUUUUAAUUUGGCUGUUGAUUCUGCUUGAACCAAAUUGUGGAAUCAUUCAAGUUGGAACGAACCUUGAGAGAGGUCUCUAGUCCAGUCUUCUUCUGAGGACAGAAUCAAUGCUGGAUUCAGACCAGGGCUCAGGGCUUCAGCCAGCUGGAUCUUGAAAACCUCUAGAGAGAGAGGUUCUGCAGCUUCUCUGGGCAGCCUGUUCCAGUGUUUAGCGGGCUUCACUGCAAACCUUGUUUUCCUUAUGUUCAGUCAAAAACUCCUCAGUUACAAAUUAUCACUGUUGUUUGUUCUCCUGCCACUCCUGAAAUGUUCUUUGUAUUGCAAAAAAAGGUAAGUCAGAUAUUGAAACAAGCAGAGAACAUACGAUGUUUUAUUUUUCUGAAACUGUUGUUACAAACAAAUGAAUAUAUUUCUGUACUUCUGCAUCCUGUAUGACGUGUACACUUUAUUCAUUUACUACUUGAGUGUAAAAUAAAAUUUUUGGCAG
Molecule: messenger RNA, 9077 nt
Organism: Cuculus canorus (common cuckoo)
Lineage: Eukaryota; Metazoa; Chordata; Aves; Cuculiformes; Cuculidae
Gene: NEK7
Product: NIMA related kinase 7
Exons: 10
Coding region: 567-1475 (302 amino acids)
Biological process (GO): protein phosphorylation
Molecular function (GO): ATP binding; protein kinase activity
Source: RefSeq, a predicted model, not a curated record